CAAUCGCAAGAGGGAAUGCGUCAUCAAUCUGCGACGGGAUAUGGCCCGGGAAAAAAACUGCGGCCUGGUCGCUGGCUCCAUGACAUCCCCGGCACGAUGGCGUCGGAGGGAAGUAGCAGAGCUUUGGAACAGAAGAGGAAAAAGCGUCGGGAGUUGGAAGAGACCGCGGUCGGGGGAGAGGAACCGCCUCUUGUAGUGGCAGUGGCUCGAGAGAAGGAAGAAGAAGAUGAAGAGCGGUGGGUCGGGCCUCUGCCUGUGGAGGCGGUCCAGGCUAAGAAGCGCAAAGUUCUUGAAUUUGAACGAGUAUACCUUGAAAAUCUUCCCAGUGCUUCCAUGUAUGAACGCAGUUACAUGCAUAGAGAUGUUAUUACACAUGUCGUAUGCACCAAAACUGAUUUUAUUAUUACUGCUAGUCAUGAUGGACAUGUCAAAUUCUGGAAGAAAGUAGAAGAAGGAAUUGAAUUUGUUAAACAUUUUCGUAGUCAUCUGGGGAUCAUUGAGAGUAUUGCAGUCAGCUCUGAAGGAGCUUUAUUCUGUUCUGUGGGUGAUGACAAAGCAAUGAAGGUAUUUGAUGUGGUGAACUUUGAUAUGAUCAACAUGCUGAAACUUGGCUAUUUUCCUGGACAGUGUGAAUGGAUUUAUUGCCCAGGAGAUGCUAUAUCUUCUGUUGCUGCUUCUGAGAAAAGCACAGGAAAAAUAUUCAUCUAUGAUGGUCGAGGAGAUAAUAAACCACUUCAUAUUUUUGACAAACUCCAUACAUCACCUCUUACUCAGAUACGAUUAAAUCCAGUUUACAAAGCUGUAGUGUCUUCUGAUAAAUCUGGAAUGAUUGAAUAUUGGACUGGACCACCCCAUGAAUAUAAAUUCCCAAAAAAUGUCAACUGGGAAUAUAAAACUGAUACAGAUUUAUAUGAAUUUGCAAAAUGUAAGGCUUAUCCUACUAGUAUAUGUUUCUCACCUGAUGGAAAGAAGAUAGCUACUAUUGGUUCAGAUAGAAAAGUUAGGAUUUUCAGGUUUUUGACUGGAAAGCUCAUGAGAGUCUUUGAUGAAUCACUAAGUAUGUUUACUGAGCUACAGCAGAUGCGACAACAACUGCCAGACAUGGAAUUUGGACGGCGGAUGGCUGUGGAGCGUGAGUUGGAGAAGGUGGAUGCAGUGAGGCUAAUUAACAUAAUUUUUGAUGAAACUGGGCACUUUGUACUUUAUGGAACAAUGCUGGGCAUUAAAGUCAUAAAUGUAGAAACAAACCGGUGUGUGCGUAUUCUUGGCAAGCAAGAAAAUAUUAGGGUAAUGCAAUUGGCUUUGUUCCAAGGAGUAGCCAAGAAGCAUCUCUCUGCAACCACUAUAGAGAUGAAAGCAUCUGAAAACCCUGUUCUUCAGAAUAUCCAAGCUGACCCAACAAUAAUAUGUACAUCUUUCAAAAAGAAUAGGUUUUAUAUGUUCACCAAGCGAGAACCAGAAGAUACAAAAAGUGCAGAUUCUGACCGAGAUGUGUUUAAUGAGAAACCAUCUAAAGAGGAGGUGAUGGCAGCCACACAAGCUGAAGGACCCAAAAGAGUUUCUGAUAGUGCCAUUAUCCAUACAAGCAUGGGAGAUAUUCACAUCAAGCUUUUUCCUGUUGAGUGUCCUAAAACAGUGGAAAACUUUUGUGUCCAUAGCAGAAAUGGUUAUUACAAUGGGCACACAUUUCACCGUAUUAUCAAGGGUUUCAUGAUUCAGACUGGUGAUCCAACAGGUACAGGUAUGGGAGGUGAAAGCAUAUGGGGAGGAGAAUUUGAAGAUGAAUUUCAUUCAACAUUGAGACACGACAGACCAUAUACACUCAGUAUGGCUAAUGCGGGUGCCAAUACAAAUGGAUCCCAAUUCUUCAUAACAGUGGUGCCAACUCCUUGGCUUGACAACAAGCACACAGUAUUUGGACGAGUAACAAAAGGAAUGGAAGUUGUCCAGAGAAUUUCCAAUGUCAAAGUCAAUCCAAAAACAGAUAAACCUUAUGAAGACAUCAGCAUCAUUAAUAUUACUGUCAAGUAAAAUCAGAUUUUCAAGUCCAUUUUGAGAGUAUGUACAUUAGUCAGUGAAAGAUAAAAAAUUAAAAAAUGUAAAGCUCCAGUACUGAAUAACCUUCCAAGUUAAUCAUGUAACUUAAGUGUCCAAAAGUAUAUUUUUGUAUUUUAUUAAAAGUGAUUUAAGAUACUGUGUCUUCAUUUAUAUGAUUUUUAUAAAACUGUAGCUACUUAAUGUAGUCUUUUUUUUCUCUCUUGCAAAUAACAUUAAGGUAAUAUGCUACUGAGAAGCUGAAAUGAAAGGAAAUAUAGCAUUGAAAGGAAAACCCUAAAAAGUUUAUACAGGCUUUGUCUUUAAAUGAUACUGAAUGUAUUAAUUAGUACUAGUCACUCAUUACUUUUUCCUUAUUAUUAAAAAACAAAAUUUGACUCCCUUCCCUAAUGCAUAUACAGUGAUAUAUUUUUAAGCCUUUCACUAGAACUGCUGAUCUGUGUCCCCCUUUAAACAUACAGUAUUUAUGAGUCAAGUUGUUUUUGGCAUAAGGAUCUUAUAGAAUGAAAACAAAGCACACUCAAUUGGCAAGGUGAUCAAUAAUCAUUAAAAAGCCCUAAGUUUAAAAAAAAAAAAAGUUCCUUUACUAAAAGGAGCAAAAAUUAUAUAUUUACAUCUUCAGGUUUCUGGAAUGUCCUCUGACCAAUCUUACUGGGCCAACACCAACAUUUGUUUAAAAAGCAUGAGAACCACAGCUUGCUUAUGCUUACAUAUAAUCUUUGAGGCACAUCUUGUUUAUUAUCAAACAUACCACAACUGCCCAAGAAUCCAGGAGGCAACAGUAGUAUUUCUCUUUCCAGCCCUGCUACCAACCUUCCUUGUGGAGCUGAAACCUAUUAUCUGCCCCUGUAGAUCUGGUGGUUCCUGGUACCUCCACCAACUGAAAGUGGAAGGGUAAAAAAGCACCUGACAGACACUAUACAAUGAUUUAGCAUCAGGAAUGGAUAUGCAUUACCAUCUACAUUGCCACUGCUUCCUAAGGACCAUUGAGUUUUUCCUUCUGGCUUGUGGCUAGAGGCUUCUUAUACAUACCAUCUCCCCUAUGUUGAAUCCCACCUUCCAUCUUAAAACCUUAAACAAGUUUCAAACUCUUUGACUGACUUAAGGUUCUUCAUAUAAAAAUAGGAAUAAUGAUUAUCAAUAUAAACAAGAUUGCCCUAAGGACCAAAUGAGAACAUGUGUAAAGUGUGUGGUGAAAACUAAAGUCCUAUACUAUUGCAUCUAACAUUUUGUGUACCAAGGGAAAACUAAUGUAUUCGAGAAAGGAAGGGGGGAAAAAAAGGCACAAAUGGAAAAUUUUUUGUUAAAUGGGCCAAGAAUGAGUGAAAGAAAAAAGGGAAAUUUAAAUCAGUACAUGACAGGAAGAACUGUGUGAAUUGAUGAAGAUCUGAAGUGAGCAGCAGUAGAAUGAUUUAUACAACAAUAUUGCAAAGACAAAGUUGAGACACAUAAGAAUUCUGAUCACUACAGUAAAUGACUAAGCAUGAUUCUAGAGGAACUCUGAUAAAAUGUUGCUUUCUGAAGAGAAAUGAUAUAAGAUGGAGAAUGAGACAGAUAUUUUUGGACAUGGUCAGUGUAGGAAUUUGUUUUACUUAACUAUGCUUACUUGCUCAAAUUUUUUUCCCCAACUGAGGGUGGCUGGUGAGAUAAAGGGAGAAAAAAAUAGUUGAUUAAAAAAUAAUUCCUAAAGAGAAUUAAGCAGAACCAGAAGAAAAAUAUGUAAUAUAAGAGCUCUCAAAAAAGAAGCUAGACUUUACCUAGUCUCUUCAGACUGUCCCUCUCUCAGCCUUACUUAUUCCUAAGAAUAGUGAUAAAGAAUAUUUCCCUUCUCUGGAACAAAAGAGAGAGAAUACUGAGACAAUAUAAUGCAUACAAAGUUGAGCGUAUUUACUGUAUCCACUGUUUUUGAUAAAGGGGUUAUAAUUAGAUUCAGGGAAGAAGGAUGUAUAUGUAUCUUUAAAUGAUGUUUACAACAAAAGCACCAAUAAAAUGUAUUGACAAAUUCAAGCAUCAAGGGAUUGUUUUUUAUUCUAUAAAGUAAAUAAACUAGUUCAUUCUUCUA
Sarcophilus harrisii (Tasmanian devil) is the source of this 4117-nucleotide messenger RNA. RefSeq names its product peptidylprolyl isomerase domain and WD repeat containing 1 (gene PPWD1). The transcript is spliced from 11 exons. Gene Ontology annotation, molecular function: peptidyl-prolyl cis-trans isomerase activity; protein binding. The coding region runs from base 16 to 2031 and encodes 671 amino acids. Gene Ontology annotation, biological process: protein peptidyl-prolyl isomerization. The record is from RefSeq and is a predicted model, not a curated record. NCBI's taxonomy places the organism in Eukaryota, Metazoa, Chordata, Mammalia, Dasyuromorphia, Dasyuridae.